Messenger RNA from Thamnophis sirtalis, 3264 nucleotides. The record is from RefSeq and is a predicted model, not a curated record. Lineage: Eukaryota; Metazoa; Chordata; Lepidosauria; Squamata; Natricidae.
CCGCAGCAGCCCCAGCAUGUCGUCCUCGCCGCUUCCCCGCCGCGCCGCCGUGCAGCUGGCGCCCAGCUCGCUCGCUCUAGUCCUGCGUCGCCGGGAAGCGGCCGGGGCUGAGGCUGAGGGGGCUGAGGCUGAGGCGGACGACUGCUGCGAGGACGAAGCGCGCGGCGCGGCCGUCUUCCAGGCGUUCCGGCGCGCCAACGCCGCCUGCUACUGGAACGCCGGACUAGUGCGCGCCGUGGGGCGGGUACGGCUGCAGGGCUGGCUGCGGGGCGGCGUGCUGCUCCUGCAAGGCCCCCCGGCGCCCCUGCAGCUCCUCCGCGACGCCUGGCUCCGCAGAGCGCUGCGGGCCCCCAAGGGCUUCCUCAUCCGAGCCGUAGGUGAUGUCUCUCCAGUGCACAUGAAUCCAAUUUCCCAGUCUCAGUUUGUUCCUUUGGCAGAGGUCUUGUGUUGUGCUAUAUCUGAUAUGAAUGCAGCUCGUAUUACAGUUACACAGGAAACACUACUGCAUCAGUUGGGAAAAUACUACCCAGGUAUUGCAACUCCCACCCAUGAUAUUCUCUACAGUACUCUCGGGAUGCUAAUUAAAGAGCGAAAGAUAUACCAUACCGGGGAAGGAUACUUCAUAGUAACCCCAAAUACCUAUUUUAUCUCUAAUAACACUGUGAAGAGCAACAAGAGGACCUUGCUGGAAGACAAAUGCCUCCCUGAGCCUUCUUUCACAUACUUGGUAAGCAUGGAAGAUGCUACAGAGCUGGCACCAGAUCCUUUGCCUAUAGUCUCACACUGUAGAUCCUGUUACUGUUUCCUUGGGCACAAUGAAGUGAAACCAACAAAAUGUCAGGAAUUAAAUAGCCAGGAGCCAAAUGGGAAAAGUCAAAAAGAUUCUUGUGAAUCUAGAGCUUCACUUCCAAAACCAACUACAGAGUCACUUGCUGAUGGAAUUGCCCACUCGGUACUUUCCGCCAAGGGAAAAGACAAGGCUAAAAGGUUUAGCCUUAGCCUCUUUUGGCGCAACACUUCCAAGAAAGAAAAGGCUAAGAAAUCCCACUCUACAUUUUCUGCUCAGUUUCCUCCUGAGAAAUGGCCGGUCCGAGAUGAAGAUAAUUUGGAGAACAUUCCACGGGAUGUUGAACAUGAAAUCAUCAAGCGUAUCAAUCCUAUAUUGACUGUCGACAACUUGACUAAACAUACAGCACUCAUGCGGAAAAUGGAGGAACAGAAGAAGUAUAUCAGCAAAGGGACUUCUACAGAACUACUAACAAUGAAGCACAAACACAUUUCAAAACCACACAGUUGGAAAAAACAGAACAAAGCCGUGAAGUAUCACAGGAAGGGACAGCAUAGUAAUGAAAAACGAGGAAAAUAUAAAACCAGUGAAGUGGUACUGGCCGAUGACCAUUUGGCAAGCUCCGUUGAACAUCCAUUAUGUCAUAUUUCAAGCGAAUUGAUGGUUUGCAAUAGAGAGCUGUUUGAUGAUGCAUUAGAUAUGGAGCCUCCCCUUUUAUAUAAAAGGGAAAUUAAUAACCCAUUUCAAGAUAUUCCAAAUAGGAGGAACAAGUCAUCCAAAGGUUAUAAAAAUCAGAAAAAUUAUGAUAUAGACGCCAAGGUUGUUAGAACAGAGAAGCAUCAUUCAUGGUACCAGUCUUUAGAUUCCUUACGAACCAUGGACUGUAAAGCUAAAGUCUCUCUCUCUGGGAUGUGUGAUGCUGAAGAUGACAAGAAGAAACACUCAGAUCACCAGCAAUGCCAAGCUUUACGAACAGAUGGCACACCGACAUCCUUGGCAGAGAGAGCCACUUGUCAACGUAAUCUGCAACGAGGGACAAACUCCCAAAAUGCAGUGGAGAUGCAAGAGGCUUCUAACCUUUAUGCUACAUUCAAAAAUGAAGAAGAGAAAAAGCAUCCCGAAAAAUGCAUUCAAACGCACUGCGAUAAAGCAAACACGAGCAGUUUACCAAGUCAGCCUUCUGAUUGCUAUCUUCCCACUGAUGCAGGUAUUAUCUGCCAAUUUAAACAGUCUAAUGUUGUUGCCAUGCACAGACAAAAGGACUUUAAGAGUGAGACACAGUCCAAGAACACAAGCGAAUGGCUUGAGUCUGUGAAUCCGCAGUACGAGGGAUUCAUUUAUGAUGACCCGGUUCAAUAUCAAAAAGUGGAUAAUGAUGGUGCUCGUAGUCCUAUGUACAAUGACGUUGUCCGGGAAGAAGAAAUUGAAUCAUCCAAAUUGAAAUCUUAUCAACUCCGAUAUAGAACGGAAUUGGAAAAAUGGAAUGACGUAAGAGAAGACACGAGUCCAAAAGUAUUGGGAAAGGAAAAGGCUGGCUCAUUCUUUCGAAGCUACCCAAACGAUAUAGAUACUGUUGAUACAUACCAACAUGAAGAAAGUGGUUUUCUUAGUCAGAGUAAAUCGAAGGGUACCUUAAAGGAAUAUGACAAAAUGAACUUGGAAGGAGAAACUGACAUGUGCCACCAAGUGUCUUCUAAAAACAAUGAAGAGAACGAGGGUAUUUAUGAUCAAGGCUGGAGAACUGAUAGUAAUGAAAGGCAUGUCCUUGAAUUCAGUGAGGUGCAGGAAGCAGAGAACAGAAUUUGGAACAAGUCGGCCGACAAAGUGGCUAUGGAAACAGCUUCCUUGAUGUUGUCAUCCAAAGACUGGGAAAUUAAGGCAGACCUUGUGGGAAUACGACAGUCUUUUGUUAACUCAGGUGAUGCUCCUCUAGAUCGGGGAAUCCAACAUGACCAAAACCACUUACAAGACACAGGAAACCAGAGUAUAACAGGAGAUAGUGGGAUAGAUUCUCCCAGAGCACAAAGUAUGGUAUCUGCUAAUUCUGUCAUCUUGUAUGGAUUGAAGAAAAGCAGCAGCUUCCUCAAAAACCUAGAAGGUAUAGAGAAGACUUUACACGGCAGAAAGUCUCUUACCCCAAACUCCUUGCUUCAGUUGACACCAGUGAUGAAAGUUUGAUUUUUCCUCCUUUUUUAACCAAGUUGAUGAGCCUGUUUGUAAAUCUAUUGAUGUAUUUGCUAUAAAUGUCAUAAACUAACACAUGUGCUAAUGUAGGUAAGAUGUUGGCUAUUUCUCCCAUAAGAUGUAUGAAUACUUUAUAAUAAACAUUUCUACUGUUUUUUUACUGCUGUAUUUGAUAAUAAUAAACUCAGAUCCUAGUAACUUGAGGGAUUCUUUCUUGGAAAAAUAAAUGUGUGGUUAUUCAUUAGUUUAUGUCAAAUACAUUUCUUUUAAAAUAAAGCUAUACUUAUUAGGUU